AUGUUUACCAUCAUUGCAGCAGCAUCUGAGAGUGUUACUGUUGAUCAGCCACUUGAGGAAUCAUCCUCUCUUCUCUCUCAAUUAUUGCUUGCCCUUUUGGCCAUCAUUGCAACCUUAAUCAUCAUAGCCACACUCAAGGUUCUCCAAAUGCGACAAAAGAUAAAGCACAUUCCAGGUACUUGGCAAUAUUUCUACUCUCUCUUUCGUAUUCCCUUCAUUGCUCCCUAUCUGUAUUUCGGUCCAACUGACAAGAUGCUCGAAUUGAUGGACAAGAUUGGUGACAGUGAAACCAAAACAACUUCCCUCUCCAUGAUAAAUGAGAAUAGUGUCUGGAUUUCUGAUAAAGACAUGAUAAAGGAAUUAACCAUCACCAAAGCAAGUGAUUUUGAAAAACCAAAAGAUUUCUUUGAUGCCAUUAACAUUUUUGGUGAAAAUUUGGCAUCUGUUCAGAGUGAGAAUUGGAAGAGACAUUUCAAAGUUUGUAAUCCUGGAUUUAGUCCAAAGAAUUUGGAAUAUGUUUGUAAAGUUGCAGCUCAAAGUUCAGAUUUACUUUUCAAUGAAUGGAAGAAGGUGAUUGAAAAGGAUGGAAAAGUUGUGUUACAAGUUACGGAUUAUUCAGAUUUGACUUUGGAUGUGCUUGGAAAGGCAGGAUUUGGAUUUGAUUUUGGUAUUUUCACUUCAGACGAAACUGGUAAGAAAUUUAGAGCUGCUUUGGAAUAUACCAUCACUUAUGGUAUUGCAGUGAGAGGUUUCAUAUUGCCAGCAUCCAAAUUCUUAUAUAACAUUGUUGCCAAUUAUACUGGAUUGACAGAUUAUUGUGAUUUCAUGGCCAAGAUUUUGAAUAAUGUAAUCGAAACUAGAAGAAAGGAAAUUAAAGAAAGAGAACAAGAUCCAAAUGCUAAUGAUAAACGUGGAGAUGUUCCUUGUGAUAUUUUGAGUUUGUUGGUGGAAGCAAACAUGACUGAGAAUGCAUUAUCAGAUGGAGAAUUGAUGAGUAAUUCUUUUAUUUUGGCGCUGGCCGGCCAUGAGACGACGUCAACUUUAUUACAAUGGGUUUCAUAUGAAAUUUCAAAGAGACCUGAAAUUUUGAAAAAGUUACAACAAGAAGUUGAUGAGAAGUUGCAAGGAAGAGAUCCAACCUAUGACGAUUUCCCAAAACUUGACUAUGUUAAUGGAGUAAUUAUGGAAAUUCUUCGUGUCCAUCCACCUGUGUCCACAGUUAUUAAGGUUGUAUCCAAGAAAUCUACCAAGAUUGGCAAGUUUGACAUUCCAAAGGGAACUAUUGUUCGUGCCUUUAUGGAACAUACUCAUUACAGAGAAGAUUAUUGGAAAGAUCCAUACACUUUCAAUCCUGACAGAUUUGGCGACUUUGAAAGUAGAGAAAAGAUUCAACACACCUUCAUGUGGCUUCCAUUCUCAAGUGGUAAUCGUAAAUGUAUUGGAUAUCGUUUCAGUUUAAUGGAAGGUUGUAUAAUCUUGGCCAAAUUGGUUCAACAUUAUGACUUUUCAUUAUUAAAUGAUGAAAAGGUUGAUCCUGUCACUACCAGAACUUUAUCUGUCAAUAGACCUUCUCCAAAUAUGAAAGUUGCCAUCACUCCUCGUGUUAAAUAA
Molecule: messenger RNA, 1611 nt
Organism: Naegleria gruberi
Lineage: Eukaryota; Heterolobosea; Eutetramitea; Acrasida; Naegleriidae
Exons: 4
Coding region: 1-1611 (536 amino acids)
Biological process (GO): cholesterol catabolic process
Molecular function (GO): iron ion binding; heme binding; cholesterol 24-hydroxylase activity
Source: RefSeq, a predicted model, not a curated record